Molecule: messenger RNA, 3637 nt
Organism: Drosophila ficusphila
Lineage: Eukaryota; Metazoa; Arthropoda; Insecta; Diptera; Drosophilidae
Gene: Amun
Product: cell wall protein RBR3
Exons: 3
Coding region: 683-2359 (558 amino acids)
Source: RefSeq, a predicted model, not a curated record
AGAGAUACAGAUACAUUCGGGCCGCGAGUGCGGGCGAGAUAGACACAACUCCUGUUCCCGGUUUCCCGUUUUCCGUUUCGUCAUUCCCAUUCCAAAUUCCCGUCACACGAGUUAGCAGCGCACACACUUCCAUCGCACAGCUGCAACUCGCUUCGAGAUCCUUUUUGUAGCGUGCUCGCAGCAACAUAACCCCUUUUAUAUUCUGUUGGGUUACCAACGACGCCCCUGCAGGCAGAAAGCAGAAGCAGAAACAGCAGAAGAAGAAGAAGCAGCACGGCACACAGCACAGAGCACAAGCACAGAGGCGAAGCGAAGCAGUGGCAACAGCAACACAGAAAAACAGCAAAGCAGCAAAGCAAAGCAUUGGAGUAGUUGUUUGGAUGUGGACGGAAAGGAAGACUGGCGGCGACUAACUAAAAGUACAUUGACAGGAGCAGCACGGAGCGGACAGGAUAAGGAUAAGCGGCCGAUAACAGCCAGCAAUAUAUUUGGCACAUAUAUAUAUUUAUAUAUAUAUAUAUAUUGCACACAAGCAUAUAUAUAGCCAGGCAGCCGGGCACACUUGCGGAGCAGCCAAAAGUCCUGGGCACCAAUAAACCAGAAACCAGAUAGAGACGACCAGUACCCACCAGCAACCAACCAUUAAAAGGCAGCAAACACGACGACGACACAUCCUUAGAAGAUGUCCAACGGCAAGGCGACGGUCUCGUUCUUUGAGAACGGGAGCACCACACAGUUCGAGUACUGCUACCAGUUGUAUCCCCAGGUGCUCAAGCUGAAGGCGGAAAAGCGCUGUAAGAAGCCUCAGGAGUUGAUCCGCCUGGACCAGUGGUACCAGAACGAGCUGCCAAAAUUGAUCAGGGCGCGCGGCAAGGAUGCGCAUAUGGUGUACGAUGAGCUCGUCCAGUCGAUGAAGUGGAAGCAGUCGCGCGGCAAGUUCUAUCCGCAGCUAUCCUACUUGGUCAAGGUUAACACACCGCGCGCCGUCAUUCAGGAGACGAAGAAGGCCUUCCGAAAACUGCCCAAUCUGGAGCAGGCGAUCACAGCUUUAUCGAACCUCAAGGGUGUCGGCACCACAAUGGCCAGUGCCCUGCUGGCCGCCGCAGCUCCCGAUUCGGCACCGUUUAUGGCCGACGAGUGCCUGAUGGCAAUACCAGAGAUCGAGGGCAUCGAUUACACCACCAAGGAGUACCUCAACUUCGUCAAUCACAUCCAGGCUACCGUGGAGCGCCUCAAUGCGGAGGUGGGUGGCGACACGCCGCACUGGUCGCCGCAUCGCGUGGAGUUGGCCUUGUGGUCGCACUACGUGGCCAACGAUCUCAGUCCCGAGAUGCUUGACGAUAUGCCGCCGCCUGGAUCUGGAGCAGCCGGCACUGGCACCGGACUCAGCACAAACGGCAGCAGCAGCAAGGUGCUCGACGGCGACGACACCAACGACGGUGUGGCCGUCGACCUGGACGACGAGAGCCAGGGAGCAGGCGGUCGCAACACGGCUACGGAAUCGGAGACAGAGAACGAGAACACCAAUCCGGCUACCCUAACGCCUCUGCAGUCGGGCGAGGCCAAGAACAAUAGCACCACAGCUGCCGUGGGCGCCGCACUCCAGGACGGUGACUCCAACUUUGUGUCGAACGAUUCCACCUCCCAGGAGCCGAUUAUUGACGAUAACGAUGGCACCACACAGACAACGGCCACCACGUCGACGGAGGAUGGUGAACCCAUAGCCCUGGGCAUUGGUUUGGGUGGCACACCGCUCGCCUCGGACUCUGAAAGUAAUCAGGAGGCGCCGCCCAAGACUAACAGCCUGACCAUCCUGACUCCGACACAGCCCUCGACCCAGAAUCAGAAUCAGACGCAGGCGCCAAGCCAGCCCCACAAAACUAGCAAGGCGAUCACCAACAACGGCCAGGUGGUGGCUCCUUCGGAAGCCGAGGAAGCGGUCACAGCAGCAGCAGUAGCACCACAGCCAGCCAGCAAAGCAACUCCAGUGGCAGCACCAGCAGCAGCAGCGGCCAAUGGGAAUGGAAACGGCAACGGCGUCUUGGGCGACGAGGAUGAGGAUGAGGUGGACGAGGAGGAGGACGAGCUGGAUGAGGAGGACGAAAACGAGGCGGAGCUAGAGGCUGAUGAGAGCAAUAGCAGCAACGGCAUUGUGCGGGACAGUAAACUGCAGCAGCUGGCGGCGAGUAAGGUGGCGGAUGCGGUUUCGCCGGUGGCGUCAGUGGACGCAGAUUCAGCGCCAGCAAUCGGACAGAAGCGCACGGCCCUGCAUUGCGAGAUGGAGCUGAACAACGCCGGUGGUGUGGGUGUUGGCGUGGGGGAGAAGUCGCCAGAGCUAAAGAAACUGCGGAGCGAAUGAGGCGGUGAGGAUGCGAUAUACGGAUACGGAUGCGGAUGCAGAAACGGGGAUCGGUUCGGUUCAGCUCGCCGCGUAUCUGGUGGAAAGACAUAUGUAUGUAGUGCAGUUGAGUCGACAUAGAGACAUAGAGCAACAUUACCUACACUUUACCACAACAACAUUCAAGAAAUUCUACUAUUAAGCAACUAAUUAUACAUACAUAUAAUAUAUUAUAUAUAUAUAUACAACAUAUAACGAGAAGCAAACACCCAAUACACAACACUCAUACACACAACACAAUACAACUCCACACAAAAUCCGACAUAACAUAACAUAACCGAUCAGAUCAGAGCGGAAUAUAAGAUCCCGAUCCAGCAAGCAGAACCACAAACAACAUUUCAAUAGCAUAGGAAGCGCGCCAAGAUGAUGAAUAAGAAGAAUCCGAUCAAGAAUCCGAAGAACAAGCAGCAGCAGUAAAAGAGAGUUCAGAAUGCAACGUUAACGUAAUAUUAUAAUUGAAACGAAAAGCAAAUGCAUGAAUAGUAACUAUAAAACAAGAUCAGAUGAAAAUCGAUAUUUUUACACAGUCAGAAGGAACAUUUAAAUAUAAAGAAAUUUACAAAUGCCGCAGUUGCCCACUACAUACAAAAAAAAAAAAAAAUGAAAAAAAAAAACAAAACAAAAUGAUUAAGAUGGAAAAAACAAUAAUUAUAAUAAAACAAAAAUAAUUUAUAUACAUAAGUAUUUAAAUUUAAUAAUAAAUCAAAACUUGUCGCAUAAACCAAGCCACCACCACCUCACCCCCUCGACCUUCGACCCGCAGCAACUCGCGCUCUCUCUCUCGCACACCAACACACAGCACACACACAACACACACUCUGAAAAAACAAAACAAAAACAAAACUCAUUUCAACACUAAGAAAUUUUUGUGGUCGUAAUUAUAAUAAUAUAAUUUAUAUUUUAUGUGUACAACUUUUUUUUAACUUUACAUAUACUGAAUUUUUUAUAAUUUAUACGAUAAUCACUUUCAUUUGAUUUUCACGAAAAAAGAAAAGGGAGCGAACAUAAGAAAUCUGCAUCUUAUUUGCACCCGACGCAUUUCGGCCGAUCUCCGGGUGGUUUGGGUUGCCGGUAGCGGGUUGUUUCCGAUAUUCUCGACCCACACAACCCGCAGAUCGAUCGAGACUAUAAAAACGAAAAAAACAAACACCAUCUCAAAAUUAUAAUCAUUUUUAUUAUUAGUAGCAUAAGUCCAAAUAAAAUGUGAAAUAUUAAGAGAACACGGCAUAAAACUGAAAA